This is a messenger RNA of Bactrocera dorsalis (oriental fruit fly), 3035 nucleotides long. RefSeq lists its product as uncharacterized. Gene Ontology annotation, cellular component: endoplasmic reticulum. Gene Ontology annotation, molecular function: protein disulfide isomerase activity. The record is from RefSeq and is a predicted model, not a curated record. Gene Ontology annotation, biological process: response to endoplasmic reticulum stress; protein folding. Lineage: Eukaryota; Metazoa; Arthropoda; Insecta; Diptera; Tephritidae. Bases 434 to 1477 code for a protein of 347 amino acids. The transcript has a single exon.
GAGAAGGAAAGUAUUGGGUUGAUAGAAUACUUUAUCGACGGCUAUAUUUUGGAAAACCACAAAAAUUAAAAUCUUAAAAGAAUUUCACUAAUAAAUUAAAAAUGAAUAUACAAACAAUAUUACAAAUAAAUAAAAUAAAAAAAAAACUCUAACAAUAUUAAAAAAUUUAUAAGCUUUGAUAAAAUCGAUUUCAACGCCGUCAAUUGAAAACCACCCCGCCGCUAUACUCUGCGCGCACAUCUGCUUGUUUUUGGGAAUCCCAAAUUAAUUGUACACAUUUUGUGUUUUUGAUAACUUAUACAUAGAUUUAUAUAUAUCCACAAAACAAAUCACAAUAACAUAUCCAGGCAUAUCUAGUCAAUAAAUAUUUAAACUAAUUAAGACAAUCAGCAAGAGCAUAAAAUCACCAAAAGAAUCUUUUUAAACUUCAUUUAUGGAUCUAAUUGGGAUAACAGAUGCAAAUCAGUGCGGCCAAGAGCAGCAAACAGUUAGCACAUCCGAAGAUUUUGAUGAUAAUUCGUCAGAAUUGUAUUACUCCGAAGAAUCAGAAGAUGAUGAUCCAACUGGAUUUGGUUUGUAUGGUAAAAUCACAAUAGCACAACUCAGAGAGGCGUUAGAGGAAUCAAUAACUAUUGCGAAAGAUCCAGCUCAACCAAGCAAAGUUGAAAUAUUUUUGCAUCAAAACUAUGGAGAUCGUAUAGUCUAUCUGGAGUCUACAGAAACAAUUGAAACAUCCGGAUUUCCAUAUAUUAUAAUGUUUCAAAGUUUUAAUGAGCAUGCCCGCGAGUUACGUUGCUACACCGAUAUGCUUUAUGAAUCCGCACUGCAAUACGGAGAUGACAUAUGCUUCGCCAUAACAGAUUUUGAUAAUUAUGAAGCCGUGCUGAAUCAUAGACCACGCACUGAAGCGUACUGGAAGCGCUGUAAAAAACUUGGCUUUAGUAAAUACCGACGGCCGGAUAUUUACGCAGUGGACACAGAAAAUCACAUUUAUCAAUUCGUUGGACAGCUUAAUGUAGGUAACUUAAAGCAAUUUAGUCAACAACUAAUGAAUGAUGAGUUAUACAAAAGUGAAACAGUACCAAAGGACGACGAAGAGGGAUUCGUGCGUAUAGGCGUAGCAAGUAAUUUUGAGCAGUUGGUGCUUAAAAGUGAUAUUGAUAUUUUCCUAGUGCUGUAUAGUAAUAACUGCCCGUGUUCGCGAGAAUUAAUGCCAAUUCUGGAGGAAGUCGGGAAGCUUUUGCAAGAUGAAGAUAUAAUAAUAAUGAAAAUAAAUGCAGAAAAAAAUUAUUUACCAUUAAAAUAUUAUGCUUGGUAUUAUCCAACAAUAUUCUACAUAAGACGGAACGACAAAAAUAAUUUAAUAGAGUAUAGUGCAGCGACGCGUACUGUCACGGACAUUAUUAACUUUAUAGCCAAACAUGCUACAGAUGAUCUACUGGAAUAUAACAGAAAUGGUAGACCUAGAUUCGAUUAAUAUUCAUUAUUUUACAUCUUUAUUGGUUAGUAUGGUUACUAUUGAUACUUGCGCCAAAUUGCGCAUAUAAAUAAAACAGCUGACGUUGAAAGAGGAAAUCAAAGUAAGUUACACAUUAUAAGUGAAACAACGGAAAAAAACUGUAUACGGCCGAUUACGGCAAAAUGUAAAUUUUGUACCUAAAUAAAUAUGUAUAAACUCGAAAUACGUAAUAGAAUCGCCAUAUAUCUCGAUCAUCGAGAAUUAAUUAAUACUAUAUAUAACAAUGAUACUACAGAAGCAGCAGAGAUUUGGGAAUUGCGAGAGGAGCUGUUCCAUUUUCAUGAACGUGUAAAAGGUAGUGAUGACCGGUGCAGUGCAACACAGGAACCAAAGACUGAAGUGAAGGAUGUCCAAAUGACAGGCGAACACAUUAAUGCGAGGAAACGACAAAAAACAAAAUACACAAAUGCAAUCGCAGCGCUAACGCAUUUAAAAACAUUAUCAGAGGAGAUUUUGCAGCGCCUAAAGCAAUGUAAACAAUUCGAAAAUCAUACGGAUAAUAGUUUUCCACGCUAUUGGGAAGAAAUUACUAUCGAAGAUUUUCCUAUCUUUAAUGGUGUUAAUAAAACCGACACAUUCCAACGUUGUCAGUUUGGCGCCCUUUCUUACCUCAUACCACCGAAUUGUGAAUUUUUCAAUUGUAAUGUCGAAGAGUUAACAAAGUUACUACCACAACUAAUGCCCAACUCAGUUGGUUACGAUUUAAUUGUAAUGGACCCACCUUGGCGAAACAAGUAUAUACGCCGCUUAAAACGUGCGCGACAAGAACUUGCUUAUAAAAUGCUUAGUACCGAGCAGCUAAGUCAAAUUCCUAUGAUGCAGCUAGUGCAUAAACAUAGCAUAGUGGCCAUAUGGUGUACAAAUUCCAGAGAAUUGCAACGUGCUAUUGUAGAGAAUUUGUUGCCGAAAUGGAACUUGCGUUUACUACACACAUUACACUGGCUGAAAAUUAAUACUAACGGCAAGUUAAUUGGACCCAUCGAUACAAGUGGUUUGAAGAAGCAGCCCUUUGAAAUGUUAUACUUAGCAUGUCACAUAGCAAGUGAACCAGAUUAUGGCACAGACUUGCAAAAUGUAACGACGAUUUUGAGCGUGCCCAGUAUUAUACACUCACACAAGCCGCCUCUCAUACCUUGGCUAAAGGAUGCGCUUCCCGAAAAUCCGAAAUGCCUGGAGAUAUUUGCUCGUUAUUUGCAGCCCCAAUUCACAUCUAUAGGAUUAGAAGUAUUGAAACUAAUGGACGAACGUUUAUACACUAAGCGCAGCGAUUUGUAAUGUGAAUAAAAUUAAGUUACCAAAUUUAAGUUAUUUUUCAUUUUAUUGUUAAAUGUUAAUUAGAAAGUGUAAAUUACAUAUAUGAAGGCGACGCUGAUAUUGUACAUCGUCACAAGCGUUUGCUAUAAUUCAGUAUCGUACGGUAAAGUUUUAGGUUUUACUUUGAGAGAACUCAAAUAUAAAUUUUAUACGAAUAAAGAGAUGUUGUGUUUAACAAAAACACAUUGAAAGUAAAAAUAAA